This is a messenger RNA of Mercurialis annua (annual mercury), 2145 nucleotides long. RefSeq names its product putative nucleobase-ascorbate transporter 10. Gene Ontology annotation, molecular function: transmembrane transporter activity. The transcript has 14 exons. Bases 397 to 2076 code for a protein of 559 amino acids. Gene Ontology annotation, cellular component: membrane. The record is from RefSeq and is a predicted model, not a curated record. Gene Ontology annotation, biological process: transmembrane transport. NCBI's taxonomy places the organism in Eukaryota, Viridiplantae, Streptophyta, Magnoliopsida, Malpighiales, Euphorbiaceae.
AAUGAGCUUUUUCCUAUUUUUACCCGAAUUCCAUUCAAAUUUGAAUUAACCAUCUCUUCAAUUGCCUCCAAAUGAAGCUGAUUGGUAUAAAAAUGUACUGUGUAUGAAGAGAAGUGUUAAUUCACUGCAGUUACGUUGCUGCUGUUGCUUUUCAUGAAGAUUUUGCUUAUCAUCAAUAAAAAAAUCCUUUGGUUUGGUAGCAGUUCUUCUCAGUAGAUAAGAGCAAUAAACCCUUUUCAAUAUGAUUUUAUUUAUUUAACCAACAAUUUCAAAAAAGAAGAAGGAAGAAUCAUACCAGAAAAGAUUAUACUACAUACUACAGUGAAUUAAAACUAUUCUAUCAGUGAAUAAAGAACAGAAGAAGUUUAAGGAGCCUCUCUAAGCAAAGACAUCUUGAUGGCUCAGUCCGGCAGUGGUGGCAAUGAAAGUGGAGGAGGAAAGGGAGGAGGCAAUGAAGGUGGAGGAGGAAAAGGAGGCGGCGGAGUUGGCAGUAAUAACAAGAAGGCUGAGGAAUUACAACCACAUCCAGUGAAAGAGCAGCUACCAGGAGUUCAAUAUUGCAUUAACAGUCCACCUCCAUGGCCUGAAGCUAUUUUACUGGGGUUUCAGCACUAUGUUCUCACUCUCGGUAUCACUGUUAUGAUACCAAGUUUGCUUGUGCCUCAAAUGGGCGGUGGAGAUGCAGAGAAGGCUAGAGUUAUACAGACAUUACUCUUUGUUUCAGGAUUGAACACUUUGUUUCAGACUUUAUUUGGAACUCGGCUUCCAUCAGUAGUAGUGGGUUCAUAUGCUUAUGUUAUACCCGUUACUUCUAUCCUUCUAGCUCGUAGAAAUAGUACGGUCAUCGAUCCCCAUGAGAGAUUUGUACAAACAAUGAGAGCUAUACAGGGGACUCUAAUUAUUAGUGGUUGUUUUCAAAUGGUUAUGGGUUUCUUAGGCCUCUGGAGAAAUGCUGUUAGGUUUCUUAGCCCUCUUUCAGUUGUACCCUCUGUAACUCUUUCGGGACUUGGGCUCUAUUAUCUUGGUUUCCCUUUUCUAGCAAAAUGUGUUGAAGUUGGUCUGCCGGAAAUUGUCGUUUUAGUUUUUAUCUCACAAUAUCUUCCUCACUACGUUAAAUCAAAGAGGCCAAUAUGUGAUCGUUAUGGGAUUCUGUUAUCAGUCCCAAUUGUAUGGUUGUUUGCAGAAAUUUUAACUUCAAGCGGUGUGUAUAAUGAAAAACCUGCAAAAACUCAGAUGAGUUGCAGAACUGAUCGUGCCGGACUUGUCGGCGCUUCUCCUUGGGUAUACAUUCCUUAUCCAUUUCAGUGGGGAAGCCCAACUUUUGAGGCUGGAGAAACCUUUGCAAUGAUGGCUGCUGCUUUCGUUUCUUUAUUUGAGUCCACUGGUACAUUCUUGGCAACAGCAAGAUUCGGAAGUGCCACUCCUAUGCCACCUUCCGUUGUCAGCCGUGGAACUGGCUGGCUGGGAAUUGGUGUGUUGUUCAAUGGUUUUUUUGGUUGCUUAACUGGAUCUACUGCAUCAUUGGAAAAUGCUGGUCUCUUAGCAUUGACAAAAGUUGGAAGCCGAAGAGUGAUUCAAAUAUCAGCUGGAUUUAUGAUUCUCUUCUCUUUAUUUGGAAAAUUUGGAGCAAUCUUGGCAUCUAUACCUCUUCCGAUUGUAGCAGCUAUUAACUGUGUUUUAUUUGGCUAUAUCACUUCUGUUGGCCUUAGCUUCCUCCAGUUCUGUAACCUGAACAGCUACAGGACAAAAUUCAUACUUGGGUUUUCUUUCUUCAUGGGCAUUUCAGUACCUCAAUACUUCAGAGAAUAUUAUCAGAUGCAAACAGAAAACGGUCAUGUUUACACUGGUCACCGAUGGUUUCAUGAUGUAGUUACUGUCCUCUUCACCUCCCACGCAACUGUAGCCUCGAUAAUCGCCAUUUUCUUGGAUUGCACGCUAUCGAGCAAAACUGAAGAAACAAGAAAAGACAAUGGGUUGAAGUGGUGGGAAAAGUUCAGCUUGUAUAAUUCAGAUGUUAGAAAUGAUGAAUUCUAUGCACUGCCAUUUAGACUCGAUAAACUCUUCCCUGCCCUUUAAUCUUUCAGUAACUAACUACUCUGUACCUGUUGAAAUUUUUAAAGGAAAAAACAGUACAAAAGUUGUUCA